Molecule: messenger RNA, 468 nt
Organism: Prorocentrum cordatum
Lineage: Eukaryota; Dinophyceae; Prorocentrales; Prorocentraceae
Source: the annotation of a GenBank genome assembly
GACGAGGGCCAGAUGAUCAGCGUGAACUCGCUGAACAAGCCCAGGGCCACACAAACCCGCAGGCCCUCGACAUCAGGCGGUGGCAUCACGUCCGAGAAGGAGAAGGAGCCGGAGAAGAUGUGGUCGCUGUCGACCUUCCCGGUGGGCCAGGCAGACCUUGCCGCCACCGGCCAGCUGGAGGUGUUCGCCCCGGUGCACGCGCUGGGAUCCCACAGCAACCAUCACGGGCCCGUCAGCGGCAUGGGCGUCGCGCGGUGCCGCCGCAUCGUGGUGACCUGCGGCACGGACCAGCAGCUGAAGGUGUGGGGGUACCCCACCGAGGAGAUGCUGGACCAGCCCAGCCCAUUCUCCGCGGAGUUCGGGCUGCAGGUGUCGCCGGACGGGAAGCCGAAGGCCGUCGCGGUGCACCCUCUGGGCUUCCAGGUGGCCGUGGUGACCAGCGACCUCCUCCGCAUCUUCCACCUCACG